This is a messenger RNA of Nelumbo nucifera (sacred lotus), 1142 nucleotides long. RefSeq names its product elongation factor 1-delta-like. Gene Ontology annotation, biological process: translational elongation. Gene Ontology annotation, molecular function: guanyl-nucleotide exchange factor activity; translation elongation factor activity. The record is from RefSeq and is a predicted model, not a curated record. Gene Ontology annotation, cellular component: cytosol; eukaryotic translation elongation factor 1 complex. Lineage: Eukaryota; Viridiplantae; Streptophyta; Magnoliopsida; Proteales; Nelumbonaceae.
UCUUCUCCGUCCGAGCCUCCAGCAAACAGCGGCUGGUAGAGUUUUCCCUAUUCUCUUCACAUCUCCAGCCAUUUUUAACCAUCUCUCGGGUCCCCCUGUUGUAGCGACACACGAGUCCCGAGUAAAUCAUUUAAAGCCUGUUGAAGCCAUGGCAGUUGCCUUCUACAACCUUAACGUGGAGUCUGGCAUAAAGAAACUUGAUGAGUAUCUCCUGACUAGGAGUUACAUUACUGGGUACCAGGCUUCAAAGGAUGAUGUUACUGUCUAUUCUGCUCUUUCAAAAGCUCCUUCGUCUGAAUAUGUGAAUGUUUGUAGGUGGUACCACCACAUAGAUGCUCUUUUAAGACUUUCUGGUGUUUCUGGGGAGGGCCAGGGAGUUAAAGUGGAAGGAUCAGCUUCCAUUACAGAGGAGGUCAUUGCAACUCCUCCUGUGGCUGACACAAAGGCAUCAGCUGCUGAGGAUGAUGAUGAUGAUGAUGUUGAUUUAUUUGGUGAAGAGACUGAGGAAGAAAAGAAAGCUGCUGAAGAACGUGCUGCUGCCAUGAAAGCAUCAGGCAAAAAGAAAGAGUCUGGAAAAUCCUCUGUUUUGUUGGAUGUGAAGCCCUGGGAUGAUGAGACGGACAUGAAAAAGCUUGAAGAAGCAGUGAGAAGUGUUCAGAUGGAAGGCUUGGUUUGGGGAGCCUCUAAGCUUGUACCUGUUGGAUAUGGUAUAAAGAAAAUGCAAAUCAUGAUGACAAUUGUGGAUGAUUUGGUAUCCAUUGAUAACCUUAUUGAGGAUUACCUAACUGCUGAACCAGCAAAUGAGUACAUUCAGAGUUGUGACAUUGUAGCAUUCAACAAGAUCUAGGGUGUUGGGUUUUCCUGUGUGUAGGAAACAUUCGGUGGCUGCUACAUCUUCAGUGGAAAUUUAUCUUUGAGGAGAGAUGUUUUUCUAUGUUAUUAUUUUUCGUUAAACUUCCUGUAAGACCUCCGAGUGAAACUAGUUUUGCACAAUGAAUUAUCAAGUUUACCAAUCUCUUCUUUUAGGGCUGUAAUCAGCACAAGCCAUCCUUCCAUUUGUUUGUAUUCUAUGUAAUGAUGGUUUGAAUGGCUAUACGUUUAUUCAAGAGUUGGAGAAUUGCAUUCAGUUUUGCCCUCCUUUA